Messenger RNA from Solenopsis invicta (red fire ant), 1437 nucleotides. It is a transcript of the gene Y-f, whose product is annotated as protein yellow. The record is from RefSeq and is a predicted model, not a curated record. Gene Ontology annotation, cellular component: extracellular region. The transcript is spliced from 6 exons. Lineage: Eukaryota; Metazoa; Arthropoda; Insecta; Hymenoptera; Formicidae. The coding region runs from base 99 to 1307 and encodes 402 amino acids.
AAGAAGGUAUAAAAGCCGAACCCACAAUACAUUAGCGUCAUUCUCUCUUGCAUCGUUCCAGAGAAAGCUGCUUUUGUACAAGUUACAGUUUAAGCAAUAUGUUCCACUUGCUGUUCCUGGCCUGCCUGACCAUGGCAAGCGGCCACACCUUUAAUACCGUUUAUUCAUGGAAACAGGUCGAAUUCAAACUUCCAAAUGAUACCAUCCGAAACGAGUACAUAACUUCCGGCGAUUAUAUCCCGGAAAAUAACGUGCCAGUAGGUUUGGCGACUUGGCACAAAAAAAUGUUCGUCACGGUACCGCGGUGGAAGAAAGGUGUUUUAGCUACUUUAAAUAGCUUUUCAAUGAGCGACAACGAGGAUAGUCCAGUCUUAACACCGUAUCCUAGUCUUGAAGCAAAUAACAUUAGCUCUCCUGACGGUCUCGUAAACAUAUUUCGUGUCAGAAUCGAUGAUUGCGAUCGCAUGUGGGGUCUUGACACAGGAGUAGACGACAUUUUGGGAGACCUCAAAGUUGUGCAACCGAUGAGACUUAUUGUCAUCGAUUUGAAAACAAACAUGGUUAUACGCAAAUACACGUUAAAGGAUACGGAUGUAAAGCCGGAGAGUUUUAUUGCCGAUCUUGCGGUCGAUGUUACACCUGGACAAUGCGACAAAGCAUACGCGUAUAUGAGCGACUUCUCCGAAUACGGCAUAGUGGUGUACAGCUGGGAAGGAAACGAUUCUUGGCGCAUUAAUCACCACUUUUUCCAUUUUGAUCCGUUAAACGGUGAUUAUAAUAUUAACGGCUAUAAUUUCCAAUGGACUGAUGGCGUAUUUGGAAUGUCCCUGUCGCCGAUUUGCCCCGAUGGAAAUAGAACUCUAUAUUUCCAUUCCAUGUCUGGUAUCACGGAAUUUUCUGUGUCUACGGAUAUUCUGAAGGACAAUGAAUCGAACAGAUCAGAAAUCUAUCAAAAUUUCCAUAUUGUUGGCACUAAGGGACCGUUGACUCAAGGACCAUCUUCUAUUAUCGAUCCGAGAACCUGUAUCAACUAUUUUACGCAAAUAAACAGAAAUGGGAUCGCGUGUUGGGAUAUUGCAACGGAAUUGAAUCCAAACACAUUCAAAUUGGUGGCGCAGGACAACACAACAUUGGUGUUCAGUCAGGAUAUAGUAAUCGAUGACGAGUCUCGAAAAUUAUACGUGCUCUCUAAUAAUUUGCAGAAAUUCAUGAAUGAAAACUUUGAUCCGUUAACAAUGAACGUCUUUAUUACUUCUGCCGAUCUCGAGACAUUAACAUUUCUCUGCAAAGAUAAUGCAGCGCAAUGAUCAAAGAGAGAAGAAAGAACACUCAAUUAUAUAAAUAUAAUACUACACAUUAAUGCAAUGACAAAUGUACUGUAGAUUCUACACAGUAAAAAAUAAAAUGCUAAUUUUGUAAACACUUUUGUAUGUUCCA